Messenger RNA from Habropoda laboriosa, 1578 nucleotides. Its product is annotated as TELO2-interacting protein 2-like. Bases 231 to 1535 code for a protein of 434 amino acids. The transcript is spliced from 5 exons. The record is from RefSeq and is a predicted model, not a curated record. Gene Ontology annotation, cellular component: centrosome; nucleoplasm; cytosol. NCBI's taxonomy places the organism in Eukaryota, Metazoa, Arthropoda, Insecta, Hymenoptera, Apidae.
AUGCAUUACGUUGUUAUUAAAUCCGAACUGACUCCGAUCAAAAGUUUGAUUUGUGUACUGUUUCAUUGAUUACGAACGUCGGGUUCGACCAAAGUGCUAUUAUUUAUUAACAAUUCGGAAAAUGACAUUUUCUGCGUACAUGUGCGAAACUAGUAAAUUAUUGCGAAAAAAUUAAUUCGCGAGGAGGCAAUCGUUAUCUCUUAUUCGACUUCUCCACAGGCACGGUAAAAAUGAAUAAUCUUUUGAAAAAAUUAGAAACUCUAAAAAUUUCGGGCGAUUUUUCCGAUGAUGGUUUAUGGGCAGCAUGCAUUGAUCUCGUACAAAAGAGUUAUGUCCCUGAGAAAACCGUCGCUGCUAAUCGCCCAUGCGAGGAGAGAGACUUCAGAGAAUACAGGCAAAUAAUAGAUAGAAAUUUGCGAAAUAUCAGAUCUAUGCUUCAGCAUGUCUUUCACAGUCGUAAUGAAGGAAAUGUGCAAAUAUACUUAAAUACACCAGCAGUAAAAACCUUUACCAUCAAUUUAUUAGUACUUAUUGGAGAACACCAUGAGAAAAAUGUUUGGAAUACUGCAGAAUCUGUGUCUAUUUCCAAAGAAUUAAUUAAUGAAAUUUUGGAAUUGCACAGAUCUGAAAGCAUCUUACAGCUUUUAAUGGAGCAAGAUAAUUUUAUUACAGUAUUGUUAACACUAAGGCCUAAAUUAUUAAAGAAUACUUGGAAAGCUUACCCAGCAGCCGUAGCAUGUUACAAAUGGAUUUUGUAUCAAAUUGAGAAACCAGGCUUAUAUAAUUACAUUGGUGAUGUGCUUCCAACAGCUUUAAUAAUUGUUGAUGACUUUGUGCCAGAAAAUGUUGUGAUAGGUCUUGAAUGUUUACAUCAGAUUAUUCAACAUUCUCAUAUGAAAAAAGGAUUGAUUGAGACUGGAUAUGCUAAAGUAAUUUUUCAAGUUUUAGAGGGUUUAACUCUUCAAAGAGAAGCUAAAUAUGUUAUUUUGGUAUAUUUAUGUAUAACAAGUUUACUAGCUACUAUGGAACAUUGGGACAGUGCAUCAAACAUGUUCGAAUGGACAAAGAGGGAUGAUGUUCUACUUACACUAUUAGUCAACAUGGAAUUUGAGCAAAAUGUGGAAUUGAGACGGGCAUACAUGUUGAGUUUGCCUCAACUUUUAACUAAUAUUGGCUGUGCCAAAUGGUGUGAAAGGUUAACAAGAAUACUUUGCGAAUAUUGUGAACAUCAUACAGAUGUUAGAACAUUGAAGGCAACAUUGGAGACUGCUAAAACCUUCCUCUUGAUGUUUCAUCUUCGAGUGGCAGCUCAUUGUGUUCCUCUAUACAGUGCAUUUUUAAAACUACAUUUUGAUUUAGCUAAAACUCCAGUAUUUGACAAAAAAAUAAUGCAAAACCUAGAGGACUGUAUUUGCUUAUUAUAUAAAUUAUCCCCAAAAAUAGGUUGUGCAGUUAUAAAUGAUGAUAGAAUGCAGUCAGUGAUUAAACAUAGUCUGCAAGUAGUGUGUCUAGGUGAUACAAAAUAUUUUCAGUGAAUGAACUAUAUAAGCCUCUUCUAGAAUCUAAUAUAACAAACAA